Cylindrotheca closterium is the source of this 525-nucleotide messenger RNA. NCBI's taxonomy places the organism in Eukaryota, Bacillariophyta, Bacillariophyceae, Bacillariales, Bacillariaceae. The record is from the annotation of a GenBank genome assembly.
AUGCACACUGUUUGGGUUCGACUGAAUGCGGUUGUCUUUUUCGGCUUGACUGUAUUGCUCGGUCUAUCAUGUUUGGCUGCGAUAUCAAAAAUUGGCCACUCCUAUUCAAAUCAACCGGUCAUACAUACGCUAGAAGUGCGGGAUUUGAAAUCUCUCAAGUCGCAUGGCGGUGUCGAUCGAGCAUUGUUCUCCUUUGAUCUGCACGCCGAUUUUGCACCAACCUUUCACUGGAACAUCAAGCAAAUUUUUGUCUACGUGAUUGCUUCAUAUGAGACGGAACAGAAGAAAGUAAAUAAAGUUGUUGUUCAUGAUAAGAUUAUCGAAGCUACGAACCCAGACAAGGUUCUGAAUUACAAGGGUACUUUUGUGAAGUAUGCUUUGGUGGAUCAAGGUGAUGAUCUGAGAGGCAAGGAUAUUACACUGCAGCUAUUGUGGGAUCAUAUGCCAAUCACCGGCUUGCUGUACAUGGGAGAGCAACCGCUGAGUGAAGCAUCGACCUUUACUUUGCCUGAAGAAUACCAGUAA